UGUCUCGGGGGGCGAGGGGGGGGGGGCUCUUUUGUGGCCGCCGGUAGCCUAGCUGCCUGGCUAGUUAGCUACCGACCUAGCCUUGGAUUUGGUCAGUGUGCCACUCAACGUUAACAAUACAAUUUGACCACGCCGUUGAAAGCAUCACCGAGUCGUAAUAAGUUGGUCGCUUUGCUCCGUGAAAUGAACGAGCCUUCGAAACGACUAUUUGCUUUCAAACGGAGGUUGUUUACACGUGUAGCUUUCCACUUGCACUGUUCGGGUGUCCUCGCUAGUUUGCGGUCAAGUUGACUUCUUACGACACGAAGGAACACUCUUAGUGUUCUGUUCUUCCAGGUACAUCUCACAAAAUUUGAAUAUGGUAAAAAAAAAAAGGUCAAUUUGGUUCAGUACUCGUAUAGAUUGAAUAAACGCUUAAUAAUUUUCAGAGGGAACAUUCCUGCCUAAUUUCUUCCUAAAAAAUAGUUGAAUUGUUUCUUGAAUGUUACUUGAAUGAUACACAUCUAUUAAAUAAAUGUAUAUCUAAAUCUUUCACUCCGAGCGCGUGUAGUGCAUCUUAAUCAUAAUUCAUAAUCUAUAACUACCGAAAGAAAUGAAGCCGUCGACGCUUGAAAUUUACAGGGACCUUGGAGAAUAUUCUCCUUCCAAAUGUUGGCGUAAAAGCCUCCACGUUGUGCUUUUGUGACACGCGAAACAUGAUUUUCACCAACAGCCAAAUGAUCUCCUUCAGAGAGCGUUCUUUGUAAAGGGAGGUCAAAAGGUGACGGGACGGCGCGGCCUUCGUCAGCGCUCGCGAAGGCUUCUUUUGUCAAACGACGUGUAAUAACCUAGGCGCGUCGGCGGCGCAAGUUGUCAGAGGGCACGGCCAAGCGGUUCCGGAUCGCGAUUGAGGGUUAUUUCCGUGAAAGCGUCGAAGGCAACCCGGCGUUACCGGCGAGUCACAGCAGUCGUGGGACGCCGGGCCCGCAGAGCCGGUUACGUCACUCGCUGCAUUACAGUUACGUCACAGCUGCAGAUGUUGAAAGUGUGAACGCAGGAGGUGGGGAGCGACGAGCGUCCUCUUUUCACCGGCGCGACUGGAAGAAAAGAGUAACCGCUUUGAGCCGUUUGGUGUGCUGCCUGGCGAUCACGGUGUCAAGACCUUCACCACCGCUGUCUAAGAUGCCCUAGACGGCGAGAGGUGACAUGUAAAUGGCUUCCAAAGUGAAAGAUGCCGUGGUGUGGUACCAGAAAAAGAUCGGCGCCUACGACCAGCAGAUAUGGGAGAAGUCUGUGGAGCAGCGGGAAAUAAAGUUUAUAUCGCUGGGCCUGAGGAACAAGCCAAAGAAGACCGGGCACGUCAAGCCAGACCUUAUCGACGUGGACCUGGUUAGAGGCUCCGCGUUCGCCAAGGCGAAACCGGAGAGUCCGUGGACGUCGCUGACUCGGAAGGGCAUCGUACGCGUGGUCUUCUUCCCCUUCUUCUACCGAUGGUGGAUCGGGGUCACCUCCGGGGCCAUCUUCCUCUUGCUGCUGACUCUCUACCUGCUGCAAGCGGCGGCGGCCCUCCUCUACGCGACCAUCCCGCAGCCUCACGGGAUCCCCGCCACCGAGGUGUUCGGCGCCAUCUGGCUCAUGCUGCUGCUGGGCACCGUGCACUGUCAGAUCGUUUCCACCGGGACGCCCAAGCCGGCCCCCGGCGUCGGCGGGAAGAGACGCAGGAAGUUGAGGAAGGCUUCUCAGAUGGAGGCGCACAGGGAAGGCGACGGCUCCAGCAGUACCGAUAACACGCAGGAGGGGGCGCCGCACUCCUACUCGGCCAGCGCCACAAACAGCCUGGGCACUCUGUUCCACGAUUUCUGGCACGAUCUGUGUAAAGCCGGGUGUGUAUUUUCCCCUCGUUUCUUUGGGAGUGGCCGAAGUGAGGCAGCUUGUCGCGCUCGUCCUCCUCCCCCUCGCCGGAAGGGGCGGAAAAAGAAACGGCCGUCGCUCGGUCUUCGCAGGUCCGGGAAGUCCAAGCUCUCCAUCGACAAGUCGACGGAAACGGACAACGGCUACGUGUCGCUGGACGGCCGCGUGACCAACCGCAGCAGCGAGGAGGGUCUGCGCCCGCGCCACGAACUCUCGAACCGCCUCGACGAAGCGCGCCGUGCCGCGCGCGGACCGCCGCGGCACGCUCACGCCGCCCCGCGCGCCGCCGCCGGCACCAAGGGGCCCGCGUCGGACGAGGCGUCCAGCGAGGAGGACCCCGACGCGUCUUACGUCGCCCUCCGCAGGGGAGUGGAGAGAUUGAACGCCGACUGCGCGCUCCGAAAGCGCAAGAACGCGCACUACAAGAAACAGUACGCCGCGGAGGACGUUCCCAAGUCCGGCGCCGGCCGCGGCUCCCGCCGCUCCAGCCCGAGGACCCGGGACUCCGAGAGCACCCGGCACGAGUCUGAGACGGAGGACCUGCUGUGGGAGGACUUCUUGCACUGCGCCGAGUGCAGGUCGUCCUGCACGUCGGAGACGGAUGGAGAAGGAGGAGGCGUUCCCGCGUGUCCUCCCGCCAAGAAGGAGUACCGGGACGACCCUUUCCAUCAGGGUCACGCCCCUUGGCCGCACAGCUCCAACGCGGGCCUGGAGAGGGUGAGCGCCAUCGUGUGGGAGGGAAACGAGUGCAAGAAAGCCGACAUGUCCGUCCUGGAGAUAAGCGGCAUGAUCACGAACAGGGUGAAUCUUUACACGCCGGGGAUCGGUUACCAGGUGUUGGGGAAUCUGGUGUCCGUCACGCUGGGACUCACUCCCUUAGCGUACAGACUGGCUCGGCGGCGCGACUCGGAGCAGCUGACGGCGCUGUCGGCCAACGAGCUGCUGUCCGCGGCGCUGGGGGGCGGGUCCGGCUCGGAAGCCCUGGUGGUCGCCAUGGUAACGGUGAGCUUCACGGUGCGGGUGUGCCUCACGUGGCUCUUCUUCUUCUUGCUGAGCGUGGCCGAGAGGACCUACAAGCAGAGGCUGUUGUUCGCCAAACUAUUCGGUCACCUGACUUCGGCCCGACGAGCCAGGAAGUCUGAAGUUCCUCAUUUUCGACUGAAGAAAGUCCAGAACAUCAAGAUGUGGUUGUCGCUACGCUCCUACCUCAAACGUCGAGGUCCUCAGCGCUCUGUCGACGUCAUCGUGUCUUCCGCCUUCUUGUUAACGCUGUCUGUUGUCUUCAUCUGCUGUGCACAGUUGCUGCACGUGCACGAGACGUUCCUGGAGUGCCACUACAACUGGGAGCUGGUGAUCUGGUGUUCCAGUCUGUCGCUCUUCCUGCUCAGGUUCGUCACGCUGGGCUCGGAGACCAGCAAGAAGUACAGCAACACGUCCAUCUUGCUGACGGAACAGAUCAACUUGUAUCUGAAGAUGGAGAAGAAGCCCAACAAGAAGGAAGAGCUGACGCUGGUCAACAACGUGUUGAAACUGGCGACCAAACUACUCAAGGUGAGUGACACGAUCUCGCCGACAACGAGGGGGCGCGCGGGUGACGUUUCCCCGUCGGUGCGCCUCGCAGGAGCUGGACAGUCCGUUCAGGCUGUACGGUUUGACCAUGAACCCCCUGCUGUACAACAUCACGCAAGUGGUCAUCCUGUCGGCCGUGUCCGGCGUCAUUUCGGACCUGUUGGGGUUUAACUUGAAGCUGUGGAAAAUCAAGUCGUGACGUUAAGAUGGCUGAAGACGACGAAGACCAAGAAGAAGAUGAUGAAGAUGACAUAUCAUCGGCGCGCUUUGACCUUCAACAAGCUAUUUACCCGCUCAGUGUUGUGACUUUUUAUUGAACCUCGCUAUUUCUGACAUCACACCGCGCUCCCUCGAGUGCAAGUUAUUUGAUUUUAGUCAGGAACGUUCGUACGAUGCGGGUCCUCGGCUCAACUUUUGAAGUCAGUUUUACGUCGGGCCACAAAUGUUACACGUACGUUCCGGCCGCUUUUGAGAACGAUGCAACGUUUUGGACAGGACCGUUCGGUACAAUUGGUAACGCGCAACGUCGGCGCAUUCGUAUGAUAAUUGGUAACUGACUGACUCGGUGGAAAGAGGAGGAAAAACACAAAAGUCCAAAUAAAUAUGGAUGUGACAUGAAAAAAAAAAAAAAAGGGAAAGUGAACGAUGCGCCCGGGAGCUCCGUUUCCGUAGUGUUUGCCCGUCUGCGGCAUGUAUUUUUUUUCACCUCAGGGCGAACAAAAGAAUUUAGUUUGAGGAUGGGUGUGAUUUUCAUGUAAUUUGACGGUAAAGACAGUUGGAAAUAUGGAUGGUAACGAGCAAUCCUUUUGAACGCGGCCUCGGUUGGAUUUGGGUAAAUGUCCUUAUCCUUAUGGACGACGGCGCGCCGAAAUCCGCUCGUCCCGUAACGGUGAUGCGAGUCAGGAAACCCGUUCCGCUUUAGUUUGAUUUGGCUGUCGGCUAAGGUGCGAGUGCUAAAGGGCCGCCUCAUCCCGGCGCAACAACAUCACGAGCCUCUGUCCUAAUCUUAAAUACAUUUUGGCAUUGAAAGUUUGGAAUGAGACGAUUGGGUUAAGAAAAUGUCCCCAGCAGUGUGAACGGAGCCUCGAUGAAGUUGUUUGGCAACAUUUUGAAAUUAGCUCAAGUCGCCGACAGUGUUUCUAUGUGAACGUUCCCCCCCUCUCCUGUGGGCCCAGUCCCAAAAAGCGGACAAUUCCGAGGUUCGGCGGAGUUUGCGUGCGUCAGUAUUGGGUCGUUCUGUGGAACCGGUUGUUUUAUGGAGGCAAAAGCAACAUGCACUUUAAACACGCGAAUGAAUCUAAAGUGGACGAUUUGCAUCAGUGUCAUGGAGAGAAAUGCUGACAUGUAAAGUUGUUGCGUUAGCAUGUCGCUAACGUUGUUAUUAUGAUUCUUUUUUUCCUCAUUUUGUGUGUGUGUGAAGGAGACCAAAGUGCUUGCUUUUAUCGAUUGGCUUCCUUUAGUUGUCGCGGUAAAAGAAUGUACUUGCAGCUUUAAAUUGGUUACGUCAGGCUGUACUUUUUUGCGUUUGGAUGUGUAUCUUUUAUCUUGUGGUCUGUUUGUAUUUUCAAGUUUGUUGUUGACCAUUUUGGUUGGGAAGAAGAGGCGUGUUUGAAUGUUUUAUUUUUCUAGUAACAAAGAAGUGUUCGUGUGAACACGACGGACAGUGGAGACGGUCCAAAUAAUUUGGAGAGGAAAACGGUCUGUUGACAUUUUGAUAUAAAAACCAAGCGCUGGAUGAUAACGCA
Messenger RNA from Phyllopteryx taeniolatus (common seadragon), 5204 nucleotides. RefSeq names its product protein PHTF2-like. The record is from RefSeq and is a predicted model, not a curated record. Bases 1192 to 3630 code for a protein of 812 amino acids. The transcript has 20 exons. Gene Ontology annotation, cellular component: endoplasmic reticulum. Lineage: Eukaryota; Metazoa; Chordata; Actinopteri; Syngnathiformes; Syngnathidae.